Messenger RNA from Aspergillus piperis CBS 112811, 3273 nucleotides. RefSeq lists its product as uncharacterized. Gene Ontology annotation, molecular function: hydrolase activity, hydrolyzing O-glycosyl compounds; chitin binding. The record is from RefSeq and is a predicted model, not a curated record. Lineage: Eukaryota; Fungi; Ascomycota; Eurotiomycetes; Eurotiales; Aspergillaceae. Gene Ontology annotation, biological process: carbohydrate metabolic process. Bases 1 to 3273 code for a protein of 1090 amino acids. The transcript is spliced from 10 exons.
AUGAAGUUGAUAAGCAAAGACUUUUUAAUUACGUCCUUGAUUCUCGAGACAGCUCCUCAUGCGACGCCGAGAACCCAUGUAGUAACGGCGCGUGCUGCAGCGCGAGCGGCUACUGUGGUUAUGGCUCAACGCACUGUGGUGCUGGGUGUUUGUCAAACUGUAAUGCGACAGCUGAGUGUGGUAAAUAUGCUUCUACGCCUGGUCAAGCAUGUCCUCUCAACGUUUGCUGCAUGCGGUACUACCAAUGACUUCUGUAAAGCUGGAUGCCAGAGCAACUGUGUCUUGAAUCCAGAGCCUCCAUUAGGCGCUGCUUCCGUCGGUGUUCUCAACAAAGUCAUUGGGUACUAUGAAUCCUGGAUGGCUCGGAAGGACUGCCAUAAAGUGACUCCUACAGACCUACCUUUGGAUGCACUAACUCAUAUGAAUUUCGCGUUUGCGUAUAUAGACACACGCACAUACGAAAUUGUUACUAUGGAUAGUGAAACACCUUCCAGCCUAUUUCAAGAUGCAACGAAUGUGAAAUCAAUCAAACCCGACAUCAACGUCUUCAUCAGUGUGGGUGGCUGGACGUUUUCUGACAAUAAUACCGCAACACAACACAUUUACGGUGAGAUCGCCAGGGAUGCAACAAAGCGACAAAGGUUUGCAGACAACGUUGUCCACUUCCUCAAACAGUAUGGCUUUGAUGGACUCGACAUUGAUUGGGAAUAUCCCGGAGCAGGUGAUCGAGGAGGUAGCCCCGAAGAUACAGCGAAUUAUGUCCUUCUGCUCAAGACCUUGCGCGAAACCUUCGACGCCAGCGGAAGUAAACUCGGCCUUACAUUCACGGCCCCUUCAUCGUACUGGUAUCUGCGCUGGUUUGACCUUCCGAAUAUGAUCAAAUAUGCAGACUGGAUUAACCUAAUGUCAUAUGAUCUUCACGGCGUGUGGGACUCAACAGAUCCGAUUGGAAGUAUUGUCCAAGCACAUACAAAUCUAACAGAGAUUAAACUCGCGGUCGACCUAUUCUGGCGAGUGAACAUCCCACCAGAAAAGAUUAUAAUGGGCUUCGGUUUCUAUGGUCGCUCUUUUACUCUUGCGGACAAACUGUGUACAAAACCUGGAUGUCCUUUUAAGGGUGCUGCAAGUCCCGGUCCUUGCUCGGAUACUGGUGGGAUUUUGGCAUAUUAUGAAAUCAUGGCCAUCCUGAACGGCGGAAGCUCGUCCUCUAAACGAUCGCCCACUAUCAUACCUGUCCAUGACCAGGCAGCUGCGGUUAAAUACUUCACUUUUGACAAUGACCAGUGGGUCUCCUAUGACGAUGCGACGACUUUUGCGCAAAAGGUCUCGUGGGCAAACGAAGUUGGACUGGGAGGAGCCAUGAUUUGGGCUUCAGAUCUGGAUGAUGAUAAAUACUCAGCUCACGCUGGUCUCACAAACAAAACUAUCAUGUCCAAUCCUACCCUGCAGGGUAUCGACAAAGCUUUGUCAAACCCUAAGUCCGUCAUCCAGGAUCUAGCAAGUUUCAAUGGUCAGAACUGUUUCAGAUAUGAGGGGAACUGUGUGAAACUCAACGAUAAAGAUGCAAUGGCUAACGCCUGUGGGAGUGGAUACACCGUGGUGGGCUGGGACGAUGCUGGAUGUGGCAAGAAGAGCUGUCACUGUGGCAAGCCAGUCUGCUGUCCAACAAGUAGUGCUCCCAAGGACUGCAUAUGGCGUGGUGACAACACAGGCGAUGCCGGCGUAAGCUCAGAUUGCAAUGCGCAGUGUCAGGCUGGGGAGAUCAACAUUGCCGGCAUCCGAUCAUCUUGGGGUGGUGGAUUCGUAAAUGAUGGGGACACAGAUAAGUGUGGUCGAGGUUAUAAAGUGUUCUGCUGCCCUGAUCCGGAGUACAAUGAGGUUGUUAACGGAUGUGCUUACGCUGACUGUGGAAAGGAUUGCCCAAGUGGCAGUACUGAAAUGUUCAUUAAAAGAGACACCUGCUGGUCCAACGGCCAGAAGUACUGCUGUUCGACACCCGCUGAUCUGGCCGACUGCCACUGGGUGGGUGGCACCUCUGGAAAUGACUGUGCCAAUGCCAAAUGUGCAUCAACAGAGCUAGCAAUCGAUCGAGCAACAUACGGUGAUUCUUCCUCGGGUUGCGACUGGGACAGAAAAAAGGUCGCCUGUUGUGCUGUUAAGAAGGCAGCUCGCGAGCCGGCGACAUGCGGCGCGGAUUUGUGCUCGCUCUUUCCGGGCUGGUGUCCUGACGAUAGCAGUGAUGAAAGCUCAGUUUCCUACCGAAAACGGAGUGAGCUCACUUCAUUUGAUAAACGGGGAGCUUCUAAGAAGUACGUCGUAGAAGUCGGGGGUGUUGCCAUCCAAACCGUUGCAGCGGCGUAUCCUAGUAUCGGACAACUCUUUACUGUGGCCAAUGCUGGCCAGGUUGUCCGCUGGGCUUUUCGUCUCAACCAAAACUACUGCACAAGCAACGCCAUGUCGGUCUCUCCUCUUCCGGCCGGGCUUGUCCCCAAGGCUCUCUACGCCGGCUUGAACUCGGAGCACGUUAUUGAUAGACAAGUCAUCAAUUUCUUCAUCAAGGCUGCGCUAUCCGGUUAUUUGGAGUCCGGGAAUUCCCCAGGUCUGUUACCUGUCUCGCAGACCUUCUGGACUACCGUGUGGCGGGCUGCCAAUUCUGCUCUAGCGGCAAUGCCUCCCGUCGGAGGUGCGGACGGUGCCUCGCCCGAUACUCCUGCCGGCCGUAUCAUGGAAGCCUUUGGUUCGACCAAAUUUCCCGAACCUUUGCUGGCCACUGCUGCUGGGAUUAACGCUGUCAAGGGCAGGAUCAUGGGGCUCAACGCUCCCUUCACCAUUGCUAAAAUCGAAGAGUUAGCCGCAGAGGCAGUAAAAGCGGAUGGUGACGAGGCAGUUAACAAUCUCCUCACGGCCAUCCGAAGCACUUUCGCUCUUUUCGAGUACUUCCGUAAUCACCGGGUUGUCGGGCAAUGGAACAACGUGCUCCAGCAGGUUGGGUUGCAAUGUGCGCACAUUGAACAUGUAACUGGCGUGACCGAUCUGCAAAAAUGGUGGUGGAUCUGGGCGCCGGACUUCUUCCAGGUCGUCCAGGAUGAGGCGCAGGGUUGGGCCACCGCGGCGAUUCGGGCGGCGGCUGGUGCGUACACGGAAGCUCGCACGGCAGGACGCAGUCUCAAGACGAACGACAUGGUGGUUCAGGCUUUGAGUGAAUUCCAGAGCAAAGUAAAUCUGAUGAAAAUGCCGACUAUAAAUACGGAAAGGACUACGAUUACAGACUGA